Molecule: messenger RNA, 1816 nt
Organism: Bemisia tabaci
Lineage: Eukaryota; Metazoa; Arthropoda; Insecta; Hemiptera; Aleyrodidae
Source: RefSeq, a predicted model, not a curated record
UUAGUAGUUGAAAAUUAUAAAUUUUGUUUUCACAAAGAACUGAAGGAUGGAGUGAGAAGGUGGUGCUGCGUUAUAAAAACUCACCGAACACAUUCAUCUGAAAUUUCACUAAUUUUUAUUUGUUGACGAGGAACCCUUUACACUCCAAGGUUUUUUUUGUACAUCGCUUUUCGGACACACACUCAUAGAGAUAAUACUUCCACAAACAAUUUGGGAAGCAAUGAAAGAGGAAGUGAAAUCCAAAAAGGUAGAAGAAAUCGAAGUGGAAUCACCAUUGUUACAGAAAAUAGUCGGCACUUCAGAAAACGGGUGCUGCCUAAUUCAUAACAAAACAAAGCGAGCCCAGAAAGUGAGCACCUUCCGAGAUGCUCACUGGGAGGGCGAAGAACAAAAUCUGAUCAAAGAAUAUUGGCAGAACCAAGAACACCUGAAAAAAGGGAAGGAAUAUGGACCCUUCCUCUACGGGGCAGAUAUAAUGGAGAGUAUUUACACGACCAGUGAGACCGGCUUUCAUAUUGAUGAAAUUCCAUCUUUACUAACGGGUAAGAUAAACGAGCCCGGGGUCGACCAUAGCUAUUCCUACUUCGGGACAAAAUUUUCUUCCUUUGCCUGGCACAGGGAAGACAUGUGCCUGUACAGUAUCAAUCAUCAUUUGGAGGGUGCCCCGAAAAUAUGGUACACCCUUCCAGCCACAGAAUCUGAAAAAUUCGAGUUAUUUUUACAUAAGACUUUCCCGGAAGCAAAUUAUUGUAAAGGGUAUUCUUGCCAUAAAAGAAAUGUAGUUUCACCGCAAAUCCUGGAAAAAAAUGGCUUCCACCCACACAUGAUAAUUCAGCGGCCUGGCGAAAUCGUUAUUACGAUACCCAAUGGAUACCAUGGUGGAUUCAACAUCGGAUAUAACUGGGCUAUUGCACGAAAUUUUGCAACACCAGGAUGGUACCCAUUUGGGGUCGAGGCAAAGACGUGCUCCUGUGGAGGGACCCAAUCCGGCUUUAAAUUUGAUAUGGCAAUUUUCAAUGCAGAGGAGUUGCAGCCAGGCCCAAGCGGCAUCACUCCAACAGAUGCACAAAUUAAAGCUUGUGAAAAAUGCCGGAAUCCAGAAAGGCUCAUUAAGGGAUUUUGCAAGCGAUGCUAUAUGCAGGAUUACCACGCAAAAGAAAAAGAAUUGCUGAAAGUAUGCAUCGACUGCGGGCGAAAGCAGAGGAAUGGCAUGGGCGAGAAGCCCUAUGUACCGGCCAGGGAUGCAACCGGCUGUAGAUGCAAUACCUGCGUCACCAGAUGGUCGCGUCAACAGAAAAAUUAGCACCAUGAUUUAAUAGCUGAUCAAUACAGAACACCCCUCUCAGAAAAGCACUGACGCAACACGAUUUUUCAGUUAAGUUUUAGAGGAGAAAGCAUUUUUCAAAAGAUGCGACAUCAUACAUCCAAAGCUUAAAUAAUUUCAUGAUUUUCUCCGAUCAUUGAUGAUAUUAAGGUAGCCAUGGAUUCUCUACUCGAGGUUCCUUCCACACAUGGCAGAAAACAUCUACAGGCAUACAGCAAAUGGCUUCAAGUUAAGGAAUUUGUAUGGCGUAGUCCACUAAUGUGAAACCUAGCUUAAAGCAGGGGUACAAGAAAGUAGACGAACGGGACUGGAAGAUAUGCAGACUUUUGAGUGCGAUUCGCAUAGUAUUAUACACAAGAGAGAGGAGAGCGGUUCUCUAUAGUAAAGAUUUCGUAUAAAUAGUAUGCAUUCUCUGCUCAGUAUCGCAAGGAAAAAAUCAUGAUUGAUAAAAUAUUUCUCAUCACCAUCAUCAUUGCUGUUGUUGGAGUGAAU